This is a messenger RNA of Symsagittifera roscoffensis, 2135 nucleotides long. RefSeq names its product proton-activated chloride channel-like. The transcript has 7 exons. Bases 434 to 1948 code for a protein of 504 amino acids. The record is from RefSeq and is a predicted model, not a curated record. NCBI's taxonomy places the organism in Eukaryota, Metazoa, Xenacoelomorpha, Acoela, Convolutidae.
GGAUAAAUUGCAACUUAAAUAAUUUCCCAAAUUUGACCAACUCCAGGCAUUCACAAUUUUGAGCCAAUGCUAUGAUUUUUCAAAUUGCAAGGACGUUCAAAAUGUAUUCGAGACCUGACCAUUAAAUUUAAUGUUUCCGUUUCAUUACUUGCUCAACUAGCCCCUUCAAUAUUAAAAUCGUAAAAGAGCUGUUUAAUUUCGAAUCAGCCGCAAGCUUUGUUGUUCCUUAAUAUUAUCUUCAAAAGUACUUCAAGAUGGUAUCCAAAACCCGUUAUAUAUUAUCAUUAAAUUUAAUGUCCCUGAUUUAUUUGUUGUUAAACCGACCGUAUUUGAUCUCGAAAAAUUGAUAAACUUGUUCAAUCACAUAAAGCUGGUCACACUUACUGAAUUUAAAUUCAGGGUGAACCAGAUUCCAGAGGGUGUCUGGCAAAUUAUGUCUGGCAAAGCGGGGACAACGAAUCACCAGAACCACGCGACCGAUUCCAGUCCUUGGGUGGAAUGGCGCCAAGGUGUGCUGACAACCCUGAUUGCCCUAUUCUACACCGUCCUAAUUGUGGUUUCCAUUCUGGUGUGCGUGUUCUCUGUGUUGUCCAUCUACAAAGCUAGUCAGACCCCUGUGACCUCAACCACUAUACUGCAGCAAGACAGUCCCUACGAUCCCCCAGUGUUUAUCUUGUUCACGCAUGAGCACGACGGGAAGUUUCCAGGAUGCAGUUGUUUCUACUUCAAUUACUCCGUGAGCAGUCAGCCCAUAGAUUGCACCACCCACGUGCUCAAGAGCACAAACGCCAGGUACCUGAAGUACAUGUUGCCUGAAGUUUAUAAUAAGCACAAGGACACGCUUCAAGAGAAUGAGCUUCAGUUUGCAUAUUUCAGAGGGCCCAGAUACUGGGCGAAAAGCGAGACCCUGGAAAUAAACUGUACCCUGUCAAUAAGAAGUGAGCCGAACGAAAACAAAAUUGAGUACCUCUUUCUGCCAGAUUGGAACGAAUUUCAACAAAUAGACGACUCUGAAAAAGACAUAGCAAUUUAUUCUCAUCUUUUGAAACAUCCCGGCAUGCGUUUCUUUCCGUUCGGCUUCGAAAAUUUUGUCAUCAUUAGUCGAACUGAAAUACGAGAAGCGGUGGAAGACGCCAAACCGACUAUCCGACUUGAAACCGAGACAAGUUUGUCACUCGUGGACCCGGAAGGUUUCAUCGGAAGAUCUGAGACGAACAAGACGAGUGUUCAAGUCGGCGUCCAAUGGAAAGAUGGUUACAUAACAGACGUUCGGAGUUUCAUAACGGCCACGAAAUGGAGCGCAGUAUCUGUCAUUUCUACUAUGUUGCUGAUGCUCGAAAAAGCGUACGGGUUCGCGACUCGGAUUUACGCUUCUGUUAAAUCCGAUCGCGAAAAGAAAAAAAUUUAUCGUCAAAAUCAGCAGCGAUUGCUGAGUCAGCGGCGAACGAACGGAACGUUGCCAGAACCUGUCGUUUUAUCGGAGCAGUCGCCAAAAGCCGAGAAAAAACGAAAACGAAAGCAAGCUGGAUUAAAGCAGCGAAAUAAUGGGUUCGGGUUGGGAUCGAAGUUCUCAGCGAAGAGUGCCGAGCAAAAUAUUAUCGGCAACUCAGAGCUUGAAAACAGUGUCUAUUUCCCGAGUCAAAAUUACUCGGUUAGAUCAGCCGAUUACAGUUCGUUUGAUCGCAAUGACGUCUUCAAUAACACACGACAGAGUUUACAGAAUUUAUACAACGGUGAUUUUUACGAAAACAGGGGCGAAAUUUCCAGAUUUGAUAUGAUGCGAGUUGAGAGAAAUUUGAGUGAAAUUAAUUUUAUUCUUCAGAAUUAUCACCAGAACUCUAAUGGACGGAAUGUCAGCAAUGCAAACGGCGCUUUGGGCGUCCAUAUGUCUAUUGAUUGCACUAAUGGAAAAGUAUAUUCAUCACUGCCGCCGCAGGAGAAAUCGUGAUUAUUUUCCACACUACUACAUUUUUGAAGCACAGGCUAAAUUUAAAUCACAUAAUUGUAGUUUUAGAUACAUAUCUUCAUGUCAUUUUUGAUAAAGAUAAAUAUGCUUGUUCUGGUCCAAAAUGUUUAUCUGAUUUUUUAAUUUUUUAAAUCAUUCAUGUUUGUAAUCUAUGAGAAGUACUUUAUAA